AUGGCAGCAAAUAAGUUAUCAUUUAAUGGCUUUUUCAAGGACGGCACCCGCUAUUUCUCCGGUGUAGAUGAAGUUCUCCUUCAGAACAUCGACGCAGUUGUUGAUUUAAGCGAACUCACACGCACGUCGAUUGGUCCGAACGGUAUGAAGAAAAUUAUCAAAAACCACUUUGGCAAACUCUAUGUUACUGGUGAUGCAGCCACCAUCUUGAACGAGGCUGAAAUCCAGCAUCCCGCCGCCAAGAUGCUUGUCACCGCAUCACAGAUGCAAGCUGAGCAAGUUGGCGAUGGCACAAACUUUGUUUUAGUUUUCGGUGGUGAGCUUCUUCGCCGUGCUACUGAGCUUGUUCGUGCCGGUAUCAACACAAAAGAUAUUGUUGCAGGCUACCAGAAAGCACUUGCCGAAGCACUUCGCAUUCUUCCAACACUUGAUCUUGGCAAUAAAUUCAACGUUGACGACAAAGCAUCCGUUGCUGCUUGCUUAAAGACACCACUCUCCUCACACCAGUACUUAGACGCUGACUUCCUUUCAAACAUUGCUGCGGAAGCAUGUUUGAUGGCAUAUCCAAACCACAAUCUUCGCUUCAACGUCGACAACGUCCGCUACGCUAAAGCACUUGGUGGUUCUAUCCAAGACUCGUUUGUUGUCAAAGGCUUUGCUAUUCCACGUGAAGUUGUUGGCACCAUCCGCCGCAAAGACGACGUCAAGAUUGCUCUUUACACAUGCUCUUUCGACUUUGCCGAGACGGACACAAAGAUGAACACCGUUUUCACAUCCGGCAAGCAGAUGGAACAGUUUGCUCUUUCCGAGGAGAACCGCAUGGAACAGAUGGUUCUUUCUAUCAAGGAGAAAGGCGUCAAUGUUGUUGUUUGCCAGUCUAAGUUCACCGAGCUUGGUAUCCACUACCUUGAGAAGCACGGCAUCAUGGCUGUUCAGUUACCAUCUAACUGGGACAUCAAGCGUCUUGCUCGCGCAGUGAAAGCAGUUCCACUUCUCCGCAUUGGUGCACCAACCGAAGACGAGAUUGGCCACUGCAAGUCGGUCGAAGCUCGCGAGAUUGGUUCCACACCAAUUGUCAUCUUCGAAGCCGAUGGCGAGAUCUCUACUGUCAUCAUCCGCGGUGCUACACCAAAUCUUAUUGACGACAUCGAGCGUUCCCUCGAUGAUGCAGUCAACUCAUUCAGAAUCCUCACAGAGCAUCCACUUCUUGUUCCAGGUGCCGGUGCAUCAGAGAUGGAGCUUUCCACACAGAUUUCUAAGUUUGCCGAAUCACGUCCUGGCAUGGACCAGUACGGCAUCCGCAAGUUUGCCGAAGCUCUUGAAGUUAUUCCACGCACCAUUGCAGAGAACAGUGGCAUCCGCAUUUCAGAAUUCAUGGCCAAGAUCCGUGCCUCACACAACAAGGGCGAAUCUUCAUCAGGUGUUGAUGUUAUCAAUAUGGACAUUGGCAAUUCUAUUGAACUUGGUGCCUGGGAUAUUGCCCAUGUCAAAGAGUGGGGCAUGAAGUUUGCAUGCGAAGUUGCCUGUACACUUCUUCGUGUUGACCAGAUCUGCAUGGCUAAGAAAGCUAGUGGACCAGCUCCUCGCUCUAUGGGAGCGCGCGAUGAGGAUUAA
Molecule: messenger RNA, 1614 nt
Organism: Trichomonas vaginalis G3
Lineage: Eukaryota; Parabasalia; Trichomonadida; Trichomonadidae
Product: chaperonin family
Exons: 1
Coding region: 1-1614 (537 amino acids)
Biological process (GO): protein folding
Cellular component (GO): chaperonin-containing T-complex
Molecular function (GO): ATP binding; ATP-dependent protein folding chaperone; ATP hydrolysis activity
Source: RefSeq, a predicted model, not a curated record